Molecule: messenger RNA, 489 nt
Organism: Knipowitschia caucasica
Lineage: Eukaryota; Metazoa; Chordata; Actinopteri; Gobiiformes; Gobiidae
Source: the annotation of a GenBank genome assembly
AUGGCCCCGCCCCGCAUGUUUUGGUCGUCAGUGAGUGACCAUCAUACUGUAGCAGUGGACUGUAACUUCCACAACGAAGGUCUGCAGAUGGAGGUGGACUGGCAGCCUGAAGAUGGUAUUGUUCCCUCUUGUGAAGAAGAGUGCGUAGAUCUCGGAGGGGUCAAGGACAUGAGAUUAGAGGCAGAAGCCAUCGUCAGUGAUGUUCUUUUUGCUGUGGCACAAAUGCACGUUUCACACGGCCUCAACUGUGCUUUAGAUGUGGCCUAUAUCAAUGUCGAAACAAGGGAGAGGAACCACUACUGCCUGGAACUGACAGAAGCAGGACUGCGGGUAGUGGGCCAUGCCUUUGAUCAAGUCGAUGAGGACCUGAGCACUCAAUAUCAUGAGACUGUUUACUCACUUUUGGAUUCACUGAGUCCAGGAUACAGAGAAGCUUUCGCCAAUGCCUUGCUUCAACGUCUGGAGAGAUUAACACAAAAUGGACACUGA